This is a messenger RNA of Notothenia coriiceps (black rockcod), 1081 nucleotides long. RefSeq names its product EF-hand calcium-binding domain-containing protein 4B-like. The record is from RefSeq and is a predicted model, not a curated record. Lineage: Eukaryota; Metazoa; Chordata; Actinopteri; Perciformes; Nototheniidae. Bases 299 to 790 code for a protein of 163 amino acids. The transcript is spliced from 4 exons. Gene Ontology annotation, molecular function: calcium ion binding. Gene Ontology annotation, cellular component: trans-Golgi network membrane.
CACGCCAGUUCACUUGUAAACACUGAGGUUACGGAUAGGAUACGGCUGACAACAACCACGUCAAUGAAUUCCUCCAACUUUAAUUUCACCUUUCAUUCACCGGUUUCAUCGACUAAUUAAAGAGGCGGUUGCUAUGAGAUGACACUCUGUGACAUUGGUGAGAGCCUCUGAUGUAGCGAAGCCUGAAGCUCCACUUCUCCAGGAUCCUUUUCCUUUCGAAGCUCUGUCUGUGUGUGCCCUGCUCAUGUGACAGACGAGGGGAAAUAUACGCUCUCGUAUCAACGGACUCACAAAUACCAUGGCAACUUUUACUGCUCAUCGUGCCACGACCAACGCCAAGGCGGCCCGAACUUCAAGGCAAGGGAGCGGCGACGAGGCGAAGAAUAGGGAGGUGGGACAAAACACUAUUUUGGAGAAAACCCACGAGUUCUUUAAGAUGUGUGACAUUGAGAACAAGGGCUUCAUCUCCCGACGGGAUAUGCAGAGGCUGAACGCUGAGCUCCCUCUCAGUGCGGAGGAGUUGGAGAACGUAUUUGAUACCCUCGAUUCUGACGGCAAUGGAUUCCUCACUCUCGACGAGUUCUCCUCCGGCUUUAGUAAGUUUUUAUCAGGUCAGAAGAUUUCAGUAGAAGAAGGCAUGGGGGAGAAGAACACCUGUAAAAGCCCGACAGAGGUCCUGUACCAGACCCAGUGGGAGGAGAGCCUGGCGAGACCAGACGAGGAUGAAGAGGAGAAACACUUCGGCAUGCUCAUGGAGAGCCUCGGGGCGAACAGCGUCUUUGAAGAGUGAGUACUGUCUGGGCGUGUGUUCUUUGUGUUUACACCGCGUGGUGAUAAGCCACGUCAUAUCUUUGCACACUUUGUUAAUGUCUGCUUUCAGUCUACAUUACAUUUUAGGCAACAUAGCCUGAGACUUUUAUCAGCUGAUCAAACUAAACAAGAGUUGGAAGUUUCCACUCUCAAGCAAAGCCGUUCCUGUGAGCAAUCUCUGCUCUGCCUCUUUUAUUUUAAGAGGCCCUAUUAUACUUUUCGGUGUUUUCCAUUUUCUGUAGUGUGUUAUCAAGGUUGUUGUGAAUGUAAA